AACGCUUCUUUUAUUCUCUCUCUUCUCUCCUUUCUCGCAAACAAGUGUUCCAAAAUCCAAACACACACUCUCUCCCCCAUGGCGUUGAACAAUGGCGUCCCCGCCACUGGCACCGGCCUCAUCGUUAGCUUCGGCGAGAUGCUCAUCGACUUCGUCCCCACCGUCUCCGGCGUGUCCCUGGCCGAGGCCCCUGGCUUCCUCAAGGCCCCCGGCGGCGCCCCAGCCAACGUCGCCAUCGCCGUGGCGCGACUCGGCGGCAAAGCCGCCUUCGUCGGCAAACUCGGGGACGACGAGUUCGGCCACAUGCUCGCCGGAAUCCUCAAGGAGAACGGUGUCCGCGCCGACGGCAUCACCUUCGACCAGGGUGCACGCACCGCGCUGGCCUUCGUGACCCUACGCGCCGACGGGGAGCGUGAGUUCAUGUUCUACCGGAACCCCAGCGCCGACAUGCUCCUCAAGCCCGAAGAACUCAACCUCGAACUCAUCAGAUCUGCAAAAGUUUUCCAUUAUGGAUCAAUAAGUUUGAUCGUGGAGCCAUGCAGAUCAGCACACUUGAAGGCAAUGGAAGUUGCCAAGGAAGCUGGGUGCCUGCUCUCCUAUGACCCCAACCUUCGGCUACCAUUGUGGCCUUCGCCUGAGGAAGCUCGUAAGCAAAUACUCAGCAUUUGGGAGAAGGCUGAUUUGAUCAAGGUCAGUGAUGUGGAGCUUGAGUUCCUCACCGGAAGUGACAAGAUUGAUGAUGAAUCUGCUUUGUCAUUGUGGCACCCCAAUUUGAAGUUGCUCCUUGUCACUCUUGGAGAACAUGGUUCCAGAUACUACACCGAGAAUUUCAAAGGAUCAGUAGAUGCUUUUCAUGUUAAUACAGUUGAUACAACUGGUGCCGGUGAUUCCUUUGUUGGUGCUCUAUUGUCCAAGAUUGUCGAUGAUCAGUCCAUUCUUGAAGAUGAACCAAGGUUAAGAGAAGUACUCAAGUAUGCAAAUGCAUGUGGAGCAAUUACAACUACCCAAAAGGGAGCAAUUCCCGCCCUUCCCAAAGAGGAGGAUGCACUGAAACUGAUCAAAGGCGCAUAGAAUCUUUUGACAAAAAUGCUAGCAUGAUUUCGUUUUCUUCCUCUAAUGUUUCAAUUUUCCGUUGGAUUUGCUUGCUAUCAAUUUAGGAGGGAAUGCCUCUUGAUUUUCUUUGGUAUUUUUUGUUUUUUUUUCUCCUAUGCACUGUUUUCAGGUUUUACCAAAAUAACGCUUUCUUUCAAAUUUUGAGAUUGGCGAUUGAAUGAAAAUUUGAAUUGUAAGCUCGGCCCAUAGUUGCAACUUAAA
Glycine soja is the source of this 1314-nucleotide messenger RNA. RefSeq names its product probable fructokinase-4. NCBI's taxonomy places the organism in Eukaryota, Viridiplantae, Streptophyta, Magnoliopsida, Fabales, Fabaceae. Gene Ontology annotation, biological process: fructose metabolic process. The transcript is spliced from 4 exons. Gene Ontology annotation, molecular function: fructokinase activity. The record is from RefSeq and is a predicted model, not a curated record. Gene Ontology annotation, cellular component: cytosol. The coding region runs from base 79 to 1071 and encodes 330 amino acids.